This is a messenger RNA of Cyclopterus lumpus (lumpfish), 1536 nucleotides long. Its product is annotated as gap junction alpha-9 protein-like. The transcript has a single exon. Lineage: Eukaryota; Metazoa; Chordata; Actinopteri; Perciformes; Cyclopteridae. Gene Ontology annotation, biological process: cell communication. Bases 28 to 1536 code for a protein of 502 amino acids. Gene Ontology annotation, cellular component: connexin complex. The record is from RefSeq and is a predicted model, not a curated record.
UCCGCUACAGCACUGCCAAUGUAAAACAUGGGAGACUGGAACUUCCUUGGUGGGAUCUUGGAGGAGGUGCAUAUCCACUCCACCAUGGUCGGCAAGAUCUGGCUGACCAUCCUGUUCAUAUUCCGGAUGCUGGUGCUGGGCGUCGCGGCGGAAGAUGUGUGGAACGACGAGCAGUCCGACUUCAUCUGCAACACGGACCAGCCGGGCUGCCGCAACGUCUGCUACGACCAGGCCUUCCCCAUCUCCCUCAUCCGCUACUGGGUGCUCCAGGUCAUCUUCGUGUCCUCGCCCUCCCUGGUGUACAUGGGCCACGCCAUCUACCAGCUGCGGGCCCUGGAGAAGGAGCGCCACUGCAAGAAGGUGGCUCUCCGUCGGGAGCUGGAGGCGGUGGAUGCGGAGCUGGUGGAGUUGCGGCGGAGGAUCGAGAAGGAGAUGAAGCAGCUGGAGCAGGGGAAGCUCAACAAGGCUCCGCUGAGGGGCUCCCUGCUGUGCACUUAUCUGGUCCACAUUGUCACGCGCUCGGUGGUGGAGGUCAGCUUCAUGGUGUGUCAGUACAUCCUCUACGGACACCGGCUGAACCCCCUCUACAAGUGCGAGCGGGAGCCGUGCCCCAACGUGGUUGACUGCUUCGUCUCCAGGCCCACGGAGAAGACGGUGUUCAUGGUGUUCAUGCAAGGGAUCGCCUGCAUCUCGCUCUUUCUCAGCCUCCUGGAGAUCAUGCACCUGGGAUUCAAGAAGCUCAAGAGGGGCAUCCUGGACUACUACCCGCACCUGAAGGCCGACCUGGACGAGUAUUACGUCGACAAGUCCAAGAAGAACUCGGUGGUGCAUCAGGUUUGCGUGGGCACGUCCGUGGGUCGCAAGACCACCAUCCCCACGGCGCCGUGUGGAUACACAUUGCUGUUGGAGAAGCAGGGCAACGGGCCCACCUACCCUCUCCUCAACGCCUCCUCUGCAUUCGUCCCGAUAAAAGGGGACCCUGGCGCAAAGCCGGACGGCCACAAGGACGUCAAGGAGGGAGUGCCGAGCCCCACGGAGCAGAACAGCAACCCCAACAACACGAGCAGUGAGACGCGUUCCCCUCCCGCGGACAAGCAGGAGGAGCCGGAGGAGCAGUGUUCGCCCCGUCGAGAGCGCAUGGAGUGCUCCAGCUCCGAGUACCCCACCCUCCCCGUGGCGGACGCCUCAUCGUGUGCCACGAUGUCGGGCGUUGUGAGGAAGUCGCGGAGGGUCAGUCCACCGUGGAACUGCUCAACACUGGUGGAAGGGAACGGCUCGGACAGCGGAGACUCCUACCCCGGGAACAACAGCGUGAAGCUGCGCAGCGGCUGCAUCGGACCCCGAGCGAGGAUGCUCUCCAAGUCAGACAUUAAGAGGCCGAGCAGGUCUCAAAGCCCGGACUCGGCGGGGGAGCUGAGCUCGGUGUCCCGACACAGCCGGGAGAGCAACAGCCCUGGCGCCUCCUCUCCGAACCGCCGGGUGUCGGCGGCGAGCAGCGGCAGCAGCAGAAGGGCCCCAACUGAUCUGCAGAUAUAA